Aspergillus pseudotamarii is the source of this 2017-nucleotide messenger RNA. RefSeq names its product major facilitator superfamily domain-containing protein. Gene Ontology annotation, biological process: transmembrane transport; L-cysteine transport. Lineage: Eukaryota; Fungi; Ascomycota; Eurotiomycetes; Eurotiales; Aspergillaceae. Gene Ontology annotation, cellular component: membrane. The record is from RefSeq and is a predicted model, not a curated record. Gene Ontology annotation, molecular function: L-cysteine transmembrane transporter activity. The transcript has 3 exons. Bases 449 to 2017 code for a protein of 522 amino acids.
GGAUAAUCACGGGUCACUCUAUAAUAAUCACACGAAUUUUUCAUUCCUCAACAAUGGUAAAUAUCCAUCAGAUUACAAGAAUACGAAUCUUAUGAUCUGGGCCUCUACACUCAGAAAAGAAGAGGCUUAAGAUGCAAUGUCAGUUAACGAUGACACCAUACAAUAAUACACAGUCUUAUAGGAGAAAAAGCGACAGUCAUUCCACUAUUAUCUGCAAGUUCCCAUUCCAUGGUGGGGUCAGCGGUCGUAUAGAUAGUAUUGCACAAUCACUGUGGAGAUUGCACCAUCAAUGAUAAGAAAUCCGAUCAUUUAGGAAAUUUACAAAAGCCGCUAGAUGAAGUUGGCAUAUAGGCAAGGGAUUAUGACUUGUCAUACAUUUCAUGAGAAGGGCUCCGCUUGGCAUUUUGACAGCACUUGAACAAACCUUCAACAUACGCCACAUAGAGCCAUGAGCAACAAGGGAGAAGAGAAACCCACGACUCGAAGAGCAGCAAAAACGGUUGAAGAGAAAUAUGCAGAUGUCACAUUACGCAUUAUCGAAGACCAUGGUGAUGAGUUCGGGCCCCUAAGUCCUGAGAAGGAGAAAAGAUUGCGCCGGAAGCUGUAUUUGAAUAUUAUGGUUUUGCUUUCUGCAAUUAACAUUGUCCUGUUUAUAGACAAGUCUACACUUGGUUACGCAGCGAUUCUUGGGCUUUUCGAAGAGACCGGCAUUUCUAAAAAGCAGUACAACGAUUUAAAUACUGUGUUCUAUGUCGGCUACCUUGCCGCGCAAUGGCCGGGACACUAUCUUAUGCAACGUCUACCCUUCGGAAAGUUUGUCAGCGUCAUCGUCUUUCUAUGGGCAGCGGUUAUUUUCCUUCACUGCGUAGCGACCAAGUUCGCCGGCCUAGUAGUCCUCCGACUUGCCCUCGGUGCAGUGGAAGCUGUCAUUGUACCCGCGAUGGAAAUGACCAUCGGCAUGUUCUUCAACCGUCAGGAACAAUCCUUCCUCCAGCCCAUUCUCUGGGUGACUUGCCAAGGAGCUCCCAUCGUUGCCGGUUUCAUCGCAUACGGUUUGCUCUACAGCCAUGGCGCAGUUCUUCCUUGGAAGCUUUUCAUGAUCGUUACCGGUGGAAUCACCUUCCUCCUCUCUAUCUGGGUUUGGUUCUGCUACCCGAGUAACCCUGCCGAAGCUCGGUUCCUGACUCUGGAAGAGAAAGUGCAUGUUAUUCGCCGAGUGCACGACUCCAGCCAGAGCUCGAUCGAACAGAAGCGGUUCAAAAGAUCUCAGCUCGUUGAAACUCUGCGUGACCCUAUAUCUUGGCUCUUCGCACUACAGGCUUUCACUCUGAUGUACUCAAACAAUCUUACCUAUGGCCAACAGAAUCUUCUCACAACUUCUCUUGGUGUUUCCCAGCUUGGUUCCACGCUCGUCGCUGUGGCAGGGGGCAGCUUCGGUGUCGUACUCUGUAUCAUCGCCACCUUUGUACUGAAAUGGUUCCCAAAAUAUCUAGCGAUUCAUGGACUUUUCUGGUGUCUCCCUGCUAUCGCGGGCGGAAUCGGCAUGGUGGCGAUCCCCUGGGACAAUAAACUCGCACUCUUAGCCUGUAUGCUUCUAGCGGGACAUACGUACGGUAUCACCUAUAUCAUCGCACUCGGCUGGACGACGUCUUCUGCAGCUGGAUACACCAAGAAACUCACACGCAACGUGAUGUUCAUGCUCGGCUACAGCGUCGGCAAUCUCGUAUCCCCGCAGAUCUGGGUCCCCAGUGCUGCACCCAGAUACUACGGUGCAUGGGCGUCCAUGAUAGUGAUAAGUUGGGCAGGCACGCCCGCUAUCUUGUUUAUCAUUUGGUUUAUUCUAGCGCGGCGAAACGAGGAACGGAGAAAGUGGAUUGCGGAACUGAGUGACAGUGAGCGUGAGGAGGGCUGUGUGGAACAGCUGGAUGAGAAUGGGCAAAUCAUCCGAAGGAAAGUUGACCUUGCGAUGCUGGAUUUGACUGAUCUGGAGAAUAAGUUUUUUAUUUACCCACUCUAA